Molecule: messenger RNA, 1362 nt
Organism: Acanthosepion pharaonis
Lineage: Eukaryota; Metazoa; Mollusca; Cephalopoda; Sepiida; Sepiidae
Source: the annotation of a GenBank genome assembly
AUGAAUUAUAAACCUCCUAUCCUGUACCAAUUUCUUUCCAGCCCAGAGGCUACAAAAAACGCGAUAGACCUUGCUAAAAUGGCUGCUCUGGUAUCCAUAUUAAAAGCCCUGAGUUCCCCGGAAGAAGCAGAUUUGCCGACUGCAUGCAAUUUCCGGAACGUUACUCGGCUCGACGUCUGGUUCCCUUUUUCAACUUCCUUACUAAAUUGUUUUCCAUUAUCAAAUAUCUCUGCUUCAUUUAUUUCUUUUUUUCUAUUUCUUCUUAAAUUGUUUUUUCUUUCUUUUUCUUUGCUUUCUUUUUUCUUUCUUUUUCUUUGCUUUCUUUUUUCUUUCUUUUUCUUUGCUUUCUUUUUUCUUUCUUUUUCUUUGCUUUUUUUCUUUCUUUUUCUUUCUUUUUUUUUGCUUUUCUUUUCUUUUCUUUGCUUUUCUUUUUUUUUUCUUUUUUUUUUUUUUUGUUGCUUUCUUUUUUCUUUCUUUUUCUUUGUUGCUUUCUUUUUUCUUUCUUUUUCUUUGUUGCUUUCUUUUUUCUUUCUUUUUCUUUGUUGCUUUCUUUUUUCUUUCUUUUUCUUUGUUGCUUUCUUUUUUCUUUUUUUUUGCUUUCUUUUUCUUUGUUUUUCUUUCUUUUUCUUUGUUGCUUUCUUUUUUCUUUCUUUUUCUUUGUUGCUUUCUUUUUUCUUUCUUUUUUUCUUUGUUGCUUUCUUUUUUCUUUCUUUUUUUCUUUGUUGCUUUCUUUUUUCUUUCUUUUUUUCUUUGUUGCUUUCUUUGUUGCUUUCUUUUUUUCUUUGUUGCUUUCUUUUUUUCUUUGUUGCUUUCUUUUUUCUUUCUUUUUUUCUUUACAAUGAUUUGAAAGACUUCAUUUUACACGUCUCACGUUUCCAUUCUGACUGGGGAAAGAUAAGCGUGUGUAAAUUCACACGCAUUCUCUCUCGCGCGCUUUCUCUUUCUCUCUCGCGCUUUCUCUUUCUCUCUCUCUUUCUCUUUCACUCUCUCUUUCUCUUUCACUCUCUCUUUCUCUUUCACUCUCUCUUUCUCUUUCACUCUCUCUUUCUCUUUCACUCUCUCUUUCUCUUUCACUCUCUCUUUCUCUUUCACUCUCUCUUUCUCUUUCACUCUCUCUUUCUUUUUAAUUUCAAAUUUCUACCUUUCUAUCACUUUCUUUUUAUGCUUAUCACUUCUCUCUCACUCGCGCGUACGCUUUUUCGCAAUGCAUCUUUUCGGUUUUUUUUUUUUUUUUUUUUUUUUUGUUGUUUGCAUCUUCCCUCUCUUUCUAUCUAUCUAUCUUUAUCUCACGCUCUUACUCUUUUCAUUUAUAUCUCUUUACUCUCACACCCACUUCCUCCAUCACUCUCUCCAUUUUACUGA